Molecule: messenger RNA, 2680 nt
Organism: Xiphophorus couchianus (Monterrey platyfish)
Lineage: Eukaryota; Metazoa; Chordata; Actinopteri; Cyprinodontiformes; Poeciliidae
Gene: shld2
Product: shieldin complex subunit 2
Exons: 13
Coding region: 285-2498 (737 amino acids)
Biological process (GO): regulation of double-strand break repair via homologous recombination
Cellular component (GO): nucleus; site of double-strand break
Source: RefSeq, a predicted model, not a curated record
GCCAAACAAACGCACGCGAUCAUUUAAAGGGCGCGCCGGGCGGGAGCUGCUGCGGUUAGCCGUUAGCUUAGCUCAACACGAACAGCAGAAACACAGAGGAAAACUGAUAAUUACGGCUCAACCAGUAUCUGGCUCUUUGCCCACGGCGACACUCCCUUCAGGAUCAACCCACUUAAUAACGACACGUUGUCCUGGAGACAGAUUCUCCGUGGAGAACAUUUCCUGAAUGUUUCCCUGCAGCGCAUUCCUCCAGCGAGGCUCUGGAGAAGCCUUCAGUGGACAUCAUGCAUCAGCGGCCAAAGAUCCACAUCUUCCUCGGCGCUCCUCCUCCUCCUCCUCCUCCUCCUCCUCCUCCUCCUCCUCCUCGUCCUCCUUCACCUGGUAUGGAGGAAGAGGAGGAAGAGCGUCCUGCAGGAUGGAGACACCUGGAGCUCACCUGGAAGGCGGGCCGUCUCCGACCCGCUGCAGAUGUUCCUGGGAACGAGGAUCAGAGUAAGGAGAAUCCAACAGAACCGGAACCGGGUCGGGCCACAAGGUCUGCUAGAGGACGAUCCGAUGGAGGACUGGCGCCUGAAGCUCUGAGGACCAAGGAAGACUCAGAUGGUUCUGAGGAGGAUCUGUGUUCUGCUUCGGUCCGGGAGUAUCUGGACCGCUGUUUCCCUCUAGCUCCACCAGAACCAGAACCAGAGCAGCAGCCUCUGUCCACCAGAACCCAGUUCCUCAGCAACUGGACUCUCAGCCAGGCCCUGAUCCUGAGAGGAAGACACGCCGUCCAAUCAGCACUCAGCCCAGACGAAGCCCCGCCCAUUCCCCCGUCCGGCUCCUCCAGCACCCCGGAGCUGUUCAGCCCGGCCGCCUCGUCUCCUGGAGACUCCAUGGAGCUGUUCAGCCACACCUGUCCGGCCUCCAGGGCGGAGCAAGGUGGGGUCGUCAUGGAGGUCACCGCAGACGGCGUCCUCUGCUCUCAGGAGUCCGACCCCCAGGCGUCCCCCGCAUCGCCCCCCUGCAGCAAGAAACCACGACCCUCAGAGGAGUCGACAUCUGCAGCAACAGAGAGCUCCACCUCCACCACCCGUCUGGACAGGUGUGACCAGGUGGGACGCAGGUACUCUGUCCUGGUGGUGGUGGUCCACCCCUGCCAUCUGAAGGAGGUCCAGGUGCGGUCGGGUCUGUCAGCAGGAAGCCGCAUUCCUCUGGCCUCCAUGGUGGUGACGGACCAAUCAGGAGCCGAGAUGAAGGUGGUGCUGUGGAGGAGAGCGGCCUUCUGGGUUCUGACCGUGAGUCCUGGAGAGGUUCUGCUCAUCACAGGGCUGCAGGUGAGCGAGGACAGGUGGAGAGCAGAGACUGUCCUCCAGUCUACCUUCUCCAGCAAACUGCUGAACCUGGGACACGCCUCCACCUCAAAGCCAGUUAGCCAGCAGGUUAGCGCCCGCGCUCUCCGCUCUCUGUGUGGUUUCGUCAGAGUGCGGCGCCCCCUGCUGGUGUCCGUCCCCAGCCGGCCCCAGCAGGAUCUGAGCCGGCUCCCUUACACCACCCUGAGGUCGCUACGGGUCAACACGCUGGUUCACGCUCUGCUUCGUGUCACGCACUCUCACAUCAGCUCAGAGUGGAGAGACGAGGCCGAGUCUCGGAACCGCUCUGCGGUCCAGAUGAAGGCGGUUCUGAUGGUGCAGCAGCCGGGCGGACAGCAGGGGGCGCUGCUGCUGUGGGGGGCUGCGAUGGACUGGCUGCCUCGCUUCAGUAAACACAAAGAUGCUGUGUGGGACUUCAGAGUGCUCCUGGUGAGGGAGGGUUUGACCUCUGACCUCUCAGAGCUGCACUCCACCCCCUGGAGCUCGGUGCGGGUUCUGGACCCGACAGACCGCCGGGCGCUGGACUUCCUGCGGGCGUGGUGCCGUCCAGGGCCGAGCGACGCGGCUCUGGAGCUGGAUGUGGACACGCUGUUGUCUCAGCAGUACAGCGGUGAGGUGGAGCUCAGAGUCCAGGUGCUCAGCUUCCAGUUCCAGGAGGCUCUGCCCUCCCAGAACCCGGCCCAGCCGGUUCUGGACAGCUCCACGCCGCGGGCCGGCCUCCUGGCGGCGCUGAGCGGUGACAUCACCUACACCGGCUGCAGCCGCUGCACCACCGAGCUGGACACGGACCGCAACGGGAUCUACACGCCGUGCUACGCCUGCCUGCCGCUCACCGCCCUGCGCCGCUUCUACAGGCCAGGUGUGUUGACGGUGAGUGGGCGGGGCUCCGCCCACCUGACGGUCCGGGUUCCUCCUGUUCCUCUGCAGAAAAUCCUCCAAGCUCCUCCGGACCGACUCCAGCGCAGCGCAGCUCCAGGUUCUCAGAUGCGACACGUCCAGGUGGCGGCGGAGAAGCUGCAGGCGCUGCUGGCUCUUCCCAGGAAGUGGGUGGUCAUCACGGUGCGGAGCCACUUCCUGUGCGACCAGAACAGCGUUCCCCUCAGUCAGGACUUCACUCUGAUGGACCUUCAGGUUCCGACCCGGUGAAGAACCCACCUGGUGGUGUGUGCACUGGACUUACUGUCCCCUACAGAGACAACCUCAGAGUGUUGGACACCUGAAGACAUGCAGGACGUCUGUGUGGGUCUGGAUCCUCAACACCAGAACCGACUGACGAGUUGGGAGACGGACUGGCAGAGAAUCAUGGAUCAGAGUUACCUGUUCCUCAU